Molecule: messenger RNA, 798 nt
Organism: Danaus chrysippus (African queen)
Lineage: Eukaryota; Metazoa; Arthropoda; Insecta; Lepidoptera; Nymphalidae
Source: the annotation of a GenBank genome assembly
AUGUCUCGUGUGUUUAUAGUUACAUUCCUGUUAUGCUUGCAUUUAUUAGAUAGUGCUACAGGCCUGGGAGAAAUUAUUUACGCUAUAAACGCCGGUGGUCCAGCACAUACUGAUAUUUAUGGUAUUCAUUAUGAAAAAGAUCCACUACAAGGCAGAGUGGGAACUGCUUCUGACUAUGGAAAGCAACUUGUUAUGAUAGGAAGAGUUAACUCCAAAGACGAAAUAUUAUACCAAACGGAAAGGUACCACCAUAGUACUUUUGGUUACGAUAUACCAGCUAAUAAAGACGGUGAUUAUGUUCUUGUGCUCAAAUUCAGCGAAGUCUACUUUAAUGCUCCUAACAUGAAAGUGUUUGAUGUGGUUUUGAACGGUGAUCAUACAAUAGUAGCUGACUUGGAUAUAUUUGACAAAGUUGGUCGUGGAGUUGCACAUGAUGAAUACAUACCUUAUUUUAUAAGAAACGGUAAACUGUAUUAUAACGAUGAAGAGUCUGAUAUAAGGGGUGGAAAAAUAAAAGUGGAAUUUAUCAAAGGAUAUAGAGACAACCCUAAAAUUAAUGCAUUGUAUGUGAUGAGAGGGACGAUAGACGAAGUACCUAAACUACCUCCAAUAGUCUGGCCGGAAUCAGAGAGUGAGGAGCCUAGAGAAGAAGUAGAAGAAAAGAAUACCAAAACCCGAAGGGCCAGUGGUCCCAAACAACCGGAUCCAUAUUUCAUGGAUGAUAGUUCAGUUUUAAUACCAGUGUUUAUUACUAUUGGUGCUUUUAUUCCUUUACUAUUUUGUCUCUGUAAACUUUAA